AUGUCUUCGAUGAGUGGUGACGAAAAUGAAUUGAUGGAAAAUGAAUCAGUGAGGAGAACGAGAUCCGGACGUGCGUUGAAGACCCCUGUUAAAAAGACGCCUAUCAAAAAACCUGCCACUAGAACUACGCGGGCUCGCGGCAAAGCCGUUGUAGAAACAGAAGCUGUUGAGGAAUGUACAACUGUAAUUGAAGAGUUAGAAGAAGAUUCUGCCCCAGGAAAUGGAAUGCAAGAAUUCGAACAAGUUUUAAUUGAAUCUAACGAGGAAAGUGCAUCAUCAGCGCAAUUUGAAAAUUCUGAAGAGGUUAUUGAUCCUCAAGAAGAAACACAAUACGAUCAUUUAGAUCAAGAAACACAGGGUGUACCCGAAUUAGAGGCUCCUCCACCUCCAAUUGUUAGCAACAAAACAGCUUCUACUCCAAUUUCAUCAACUCUUCGCGUGAAAGAAUCUGUACAAAUGACGGAGGACGAGAGUGACGUUAUCACACUAGAAGAUAACAGCGGAGACAAUGUUAUUCAGACGCAGGAUGAUAAUCCUGGAGAUGAAGGUAUGAAUGGUGGUCAUGUGGAAGAAAAUCAAAUCAAUGAUAUCAAUGAAGUGAUUGAUGAAAUGAAAUCAAACGAAGCUAUGGAAGAAGAAACAGAUGUUACCAUUCAAGAACAAACUGAUGAGCCUAUGGAAGUUAAUGAUACAGUGCAAGAAGUUGAAGAGAAAGAUGAGAAAGAUGCUGGUGACAAUGAUAAUAACGAAGAAAAAAUUGAAGAACAAGCAGAGAACCCUCAGCCUGAAACUGAACAAGAAGUUGAUCCAACUCAAGUAGACGAAGAGGGUGAAAAGAAAGAGCCUGAUACUGAAGCUGUAUCCGAGGAUGAGUUCCCUACAGAAGCUGCAGCUAAGUAUUUACACGACGUGGAAGAUGUGUCUGACGAUGACUUUUCCUUAGAGACUGAAGCAGUUUCUGACGAAGAAUUACCUGCAGCACCACCAGCAGAUCUCGGUGAAACUGAAUCUGUAUCUGAGGAUGAGCUACCCCCAGAGAGUGAGAAAAAACGAAAAGCAGCUGCUAAAGCGUCAGAAAAAACACGGGAAAAAAAAGUUAAAGUAGAAGCUGGUACGAAAAGAAAAUUAAAUGCUGAAGGUGAAUACGAUCCCAAUUCACCAACUUCGGAAACUAAUGAAGAAACUCCGGCCAAAAAAGCAGCACUGGCUACAGACACUGAGACUGAGGAAAAAACAGAAACUGCUCCACCUUCACCUAAGAAAAAAACUCUACCUGAAUUGGAUAAAUAUUGGAAAGCAGUAAUUGAAGAUCCUUCAGAUUUUACUGGAUGGACAUAUUUACUUCAAUAUGUUGAUCAGGAGAAUGAUGCUGAAGCAGCCCGUGAAGCCUAUAGUAAAUUUUUGGAACGCUAUCCCUACUGCUAUGGAUAUUGGCGCAAAUACGCCGAUUAUGAGAAGAAAAAGGGCAAUCCUGAUAAUGUACAGACGCUCGAGUUAGGAAGACGCGUGGGCAGUGUGCACGCACGUAAAUAUGGUUUUCCCUUCCAACAGCCUAGCACGUCUUGUGGCACCCAUUCAGCUCUCUUCGUUUACGAAUUAGCUAAUUAUUUAAUUAUGAUUAGUACUAUUAUUAAAUUAUUUAAAAAAUUUAUUCAAAUGCGAUUACGUAAUACUGUUUUAUUAUCAUUACCGUUAUUAUCGUUAUUUUAUGAGCUUAAUUACGUAUUCGACAAUGGUUUGCAAGCUAUUUCUCUCAGUGUUGACUUGUGGCUACAUUACAUCAACCACUGUAAGAGUAUCUACGAAGAAGAUGAAGAAAAAAUGCGUGAACAAUAUGAAAGAGCUAUUGAGGCUUGUGGUUUGGAGUUUAGAUCCGAUCGUUUAUGGGAAAGUUAUAUCAAAUGGGAAACUGAGGGAAAACGAUUUAGUAGAGUUACAGCUCUUUAUGACAGAUUACUUUGUGUGCCAACACUCGGUUACAUGACACACUUUGAAUCAUUUCAAGAAUUCGUAUCAGUCAACAGUCCCAACCGGAUUUUAAAUGUAGAUGAUUUCCUAGCAUUAAGGGCCGAAGUUAAGGCUAUGCUAAAAGCUGAAGAGACACCAGCAGCAGCACCUACAGAUGACGCCCCUCCUGGUGAAGAAUUACCUCCUCAUGAAGCUCCACCGACUGAUGAGGAAACACGUGCCAUUCGUGAAAAAAUAAUUAGCAGCAGACGUAAAAUGCAUAAAGCUAAUGUGAAUGCUGUCGCUGCUCGAUGGGCAUUUGAAGAAGGUAUUAAACGGCCUUAUUUCCAUGUCAAGCCACUUGAACGCUGUCAAUUAAAAAAUUGGAAAGAAUAUCUUGAUUUUGAAAUUGAGCAGAAAGAUGAAAAGCGUAUCAUUAUUCUAUUUGAACGUUGUUUGAUUGCUUGUGCCCUGUACGAUGAAUUUUGGCUACGAUUCAUUCGUUAUUUGGAGUCUUUAAAAGGUGACAACGUUGAAAAAAUAAGGGAUGUUUAUGUACGAGCAUGUGAGAUUCAUCAUCCGAAAAAACCAAAUCUUCAUCUUCAAUGGGCAACAUUUGAAGAAGGACGAAAUUGCUUUGAUAAAGCUGCUACUAUUCUUGAAAAUAUUGACAAUGUUAUACCCAAUAUGUUACAAAUAGCAUAUCGUCGAAUAAAUCUUGAACGUCGUCGUGGUGAUCUAGAGAAAGCAUGCACACUUUAUGAAAGUUACAUAAGUAAUAGUAAAAAUAGAACAAUAGCUAAUAAUAUUGUUGUAAAAUAUGCAAGAUUUCUGUGUAAAUUUAAAAAUGACAUUGACAAGGCUGUUAAAGUUUUACUUAAAGCUGCAGAUAAAGAUAAGGAAAAUCCACGACUCUAUCUUCAAUUAAUUGAUUUGGGUUUGCAAAGAAAUCCCGUUGAUACCAAGGAAAUUAUUGGCUAUAUGGACAUGUUCAUUGAACGAGAGCAUGUAGACCUUGAACAGAGGGUUCUCUUUGCCCAACGAAAAGUUGAAUUCCUUGAAGAUUUCAGCUCCGACAUCAAUCAAGUACUUCAAGCUCACGAACAAUUUCAACAGUGCAUAAAACAAGCGAAAGAACGUAAAAAGACAAAGAACGAGGACAGUAAAAUUGAUUCAUCGCCACCGAAGAAAAUAAAAACGACGGAUCCAUCUAGUGCACCACCACCACCCACUGCCAACACACAAUCGACUUAUCAGUACAGCAGUGGAACAAGUGGAACUUACCCAUCCCAACAACAAUUCCAAAGUGGACAGUAUACCAACCAAAGCGGAUAUCAGCAGAGUUAUCAGCAAUAUCCGCCGCCAUCAGAUCCCAACUAUGCAAACUAUCAAAAUUGGCAGUACAGUCAAAGUGGACCGCAGGCUUACGGACCUUAUAAUCAGUGGGGAUCUUACAAUUAUUAUUAG
This is a messenger RNA of Cotesia congregata, 3414 nucleotides long. NCBI's taxonomy places the organism in Eukaryota, Metazoa, Arthropoda, Insecta, Hymenoptera, Braconidae. The record is from the annotation of a GenBank genome assembly.